CAUAAGAGGGGGUGACGUUCUCACAAUGAGGCUUUCUCUCAAACCACUAGGGCCAUGCAUAGUGAGCAACAGUAGCAGGGACUUCACAUCCCGGAGCUGCAUCACAGCAUCUCAGCCAGCUACCUUCACCAGGAGGUUCAUGGAGAAGAGAGGUUCUAAGAAUUGGGAAGGCUUGCGCAAAGAGGUUGAGGGUCAGUGGGUGCAUUCGCGGGGGAAUCCCAGACUGGUCAAAUUGGGAAAGAGAUGGAUGGAGUAUCAGGGGAUCAGAAACUGGGAUGGCUUACUCGACCCACUGGACGAUAAACUCCGGUGCGAGAUUCUCCGCUACGGAGACUUUGUCGAUGCUACCUAUAAGGCCUUUGACUUCGACUCCUCUUCUCCUACCUAUGCCACUUGCCUCUUCCCAAAGAACUUCAUUCUCGACGGCGCCGGUUUGCCUAAUACCGGUUAUAGGCCUACCAGGAAUCUCCGCGCGACAUCUGGCAUUCAGCUGCCACGUUGGAUCAAGAAAGCCUCGAGCUGGGUGGCCACCGAGUCUAGCUGGAUUGGGUACGUGGCAGUCUGUCAGGACAAGGAGGAGAUCGCCAGGCUUGGUCGGCGUGACGUGGUAAUUGCGUACAGGGGCACCGCCACUUGCUUGGAGUGGCUGGAGAAUCUACGCGCCACCCUCACUCCUCUCCCUAGUGCUCAUUCCGAUUGUAUGGUGGAGAGAGGAUUCCUCAGCUUGUACACUUCCAGAACAGCCACGUCACCCAGUUUACAAGAUUUGGUCAGAGAAGAGGUCGCCAGUCUUCUUCAAUCCUACGGCGAUGAGCCACUAAGCCUCACAAUUACCGGCCACAGCCUCGGCGCGGCCCUCGCUAUCCUCACGGCCUACGACAUUAAGACCACAUUCAGCCGCGCCCCGCUUGUCACCGUCGUGUCCUUCGGCGGCCCUCGCGUCGGCAACCGCAACUUCCGUUGCCAGCUGGAGAGGCAAGGCACUAAAGUCUUACGCAUAGUAAACUCCGACGAUCUCAUAACCAAAGUCCCCGGCUUCGUGAUCGACGACAAUGGCGUGGCAGGGGAUCACGACGUCCGCGUGUCGGGACUGCCCAGCUGGAUACCAAAGCGCGUGGUUGACACACAAUGGUUGUACGCCGACGUCGGACGAGAAUUGCGGCUCAGGAGCAGGGACUCUCCCUACCUCGGUAGCAUCAAUGUAGCCACGUGUCAUGAUCUCAGGACGUAUCUCCACCUAGUGGACGGCUUUGUGAGCUCCAAGUGUCCAUUCAGGCCCAUGAUAAAGAAAGUCAUCAAAUCCUACGGUGCGCAGAAGAUUAGGGUGUAGAUUCAUACCCAAAAUGUCUAUACACGCAUACAGCAAACUGAAAACUCAUUCCCGCCAAGUACGGGGGGUGCGCAUUGUCAGGGUUGGCCCACAAGGAAGAAAUUCUCGCUCGUAGCUAGCAGCCCAGCGCCAUUCUUUUUAUGUCAACUCGACGGUGAGGCCAUGCAUAGACCACCGGCGCACUUUAGUCGCGUAGGCUUUCCACUUUCCAGUGAAAAAAGGGGGAAGUUGUUCUGUUUGGUAAGGAUGGCGUGUCACGUGCCGACAAACAUAUUGACGAAAUUGCCCUCCAUGCCGACAACAUUUACGCACACUGCCACUGCCCCUGCCCGCCCACAGCCUCACCGACCCGUGUUCGUGGGAGCUACGCCAGCACAUGCCGCAACCUUGCUUCGUCACUCACCUAACCCAGCGCCGUCCAUUCCGAGUCCAACCGGUCGGUUCCCUCGAAAUGACCAAAUUACCCUUCGCCAUCCUUGAUAAUGGAAAUAACAGCAGCAAUAAUAUUACCCACAAGUGGGGUGGACUAUUAGCACUUUGGGGUCAUAUUUGUAAUCAUGAAUUUAUUAUUAUCAUUGCGGCUAUACAAAACUUUACGGGUCAUCCUCG
This is a messenger RNA of Vitis riparia (riverbank grape), 1939 nucleotides long. RefSeq names its product phospholipase A(1) DAD1, chloroplastic-like. NCBI's taxonomy places the organism in Eukaryota, Viridiplantae, Streptophyta, Magnoliopsida, Vitales, Vitaceae. Bases 26 to 1330 code for a protein of 434 amino acids. Gene Ontology annotation, biological process: lipid metabolic process. The record is from RefSeq and is a predicted model, not a curated record. The transcript has a single exon. Gene Ontology annotation, molecular function: glycerophospholipase activity.